This is a messenger RNA of Diprion similis, 1911 nucleotides long. RefSeq names its product locomotion-related protein Hikaru genki (gene hig). The coding region runs from base 199 to 1617 and encodes 472 amino acids. The record is from RefSeq and is a predicted model, not a curated record. The transcript is spliced from 9 exons. Lineage: Eukaryota; Metazoa; Arthropoda; Insecta; Hymenoptera; Diprionidae.
UGGCAGUUCUGCGUCGCCUCCCCACGAGGUCAGUCAGAGCCACGCGCGAGAAGCUCGGUGACCGGAAGCCGGCUGACAUGUAGUGCCAAAAUCGGGAGCCUCGCGAAUCAGCCAAAGCCUCCCGCCAUGUCGCGAAUUGUCUGAGAGAAGAAGACAAGCCGCGUCGGUACGUUGUUCCGGUAACGAAAAUCGCGAGGCAUGCUAGUGAUCUUUGCUAAGCGCGAGAUGCUUUUGAUGCUGCUCGAUGCACUUUGGACAGUGUUUCUACUGCACCUUGUAACGACCGUCGAUUGUCUCGCUGAUAAACAAGGAAAUGAGAAUCAUCACCAAGGAUGCAAGCUCGAAGGAAUGCACCCACUGCUCAUCGUCACCUACAAGAACGUCACAAUAUCGGCUGACAAGAUCACGCUGUCCCAUGGAUCCCGGGUCUCAAUUCGCUGCCGGGAACUCGGCAGGUACAAACUCAUGGGGGAUUCCUUGCUGCAGUGUCGGAACGGGGCCUGGAACGGAAAGCUGCCUUCUUGCGUUCCCACAACGGCCAUCUCUAAUUAUACCGAGGACGUUCCACCGACAAUUCUGUUUGGCUUGCCGGCUGGGUCGGCGGCUGUUGAACCAUCCGGUACUCUCGCCGUUUUUCCCGGCAGCAUCCUGCAUCUCGAGUGUCUCUUUGCCCGACGUCUCGGAAAUCCUGAAUGGACCUGGACUUCGAACAGACAAUAUCUCACUGGCUGGGCUAUCGCAUCUACAGAGAGGGACUGGAAGUACAGACUCUCCAUAUACUACGCCAAGUCUCAAGACUCCGGGAAUUACGUGUGCUCCACGCCACGAGGCUUGGCCAACUCCAUUCGCGUCCAUGUGGUCGACAUCCAUUGUCCCACGAUUGAACAACCAGUCGCACCGUUGAGUGGGAAAAUCGAGGGUGCCAGGAUGGGACAGAGCGCGACGUUCAAGUGUCCAAAGGGAUAUAGGCUGCAGGGUUCGCCGAACAUAACCUGCCAGUAUAACGGUUUAUGGUCAGCCGCAGUACCUCGCUGCGAGGCGAUCCUUUGUCCUGAGCUUGUACCACCGAAUGCAAAGCUGCAACUCCUCGAGCGCAACAACAGCCAUGGAGGCCGAGUAGUUUUCACCUGCAUGUGGGGAUACAGACUAUCGGGUCCUCAGAGUAUCCAAUGUGAGGGCGAGGGCGUCUGGUCAAACACCAUGCCUACUUGCGAAGAAAUCACCUGCCCACUACCAACGUCCCCAAAGAGUGGACAUAUAAUCGAACACAAGCGGAGUACGAAAAAGCGAAAUUUUCGAUACAAGGUUGGCGCUCUGGUCCAGUUCGCUUGUCAACCUGGUCAUCAGCUGGUCGGUGAAUCUUCGGCGAUCUGCACCGAAGGUGGAAGCUGGUCGCACCCAACGCCGAUAUGUAAGGUGAGAUGUCCGUAUCCUGGCGAUCCACCGCACGGCAGAAUCGCUCCAUUGAAGUUCUGGUACGAGCCUGGAGACAAUAUCCAGGUGACGUGUUCACCGGGCUACGUAACACCUUUGGAACCAGUGAAGAGGCCUACCUGUCGAGAGAACGGUAUUUGGAGUGGUCCCCCGCCCCCUUGUCGAUCCUACAAAGACGUUUAAAAAUUAAAGCUCGACUCGAGUCCGAUGGCGUGCCAAAAUUGCGUUCCCUCACCUUGCCUCGUUUCAUCGCAUCUCCUGUUUCUAAGAGACGAGACGCGCGAGGUAGAGUACACGGUACAAUACACACACGUACAUACACAAAUACAUACAUGCAUAUAAUACAAGUCGUGAGGAAAUCGGUUUAAUUUCAGGUUUCGCGCGACCUUUAAGCCCUCGAAUAUACCGCCCAACAACAGUCCAAAGCAUUCCUCCCAAGGAACAUAUAUACAUAUACAUGUAUAUAUGUAUAUAUGU